AAUACGAAUCUGUAAUUAGUGUACAGCAGCGCAACCAUAACUCUUCGGUCGGCCACUAGCAGGUGACUAGCACUCUCACAUACUUACCCGACUGAAAUCGGCUUAAAACAACCAAGAAAUGGAAGUCGAUGAGGAUUAAGUGUUUUUCUGAAUUGGCGGUAAAGUGAAAGGACAACUAUCAGAUGCAUAGCUUUAGGACCUGAGGUGAGGACUUUAAACUGGGACCAUCAUGAGCUCAGCGGACGACAGCCGUGAUGGAUCAGGAAAGAAGAAAAAGAAGAAAACUGGCAAGGUUUUUCCAAUGAGCACCUUUGAGGAGACGUCAAACGGCCUCAAAGAAUUCUUUUUAUUAAACAAAGGGGAAGAUGGAGAAAAACUGGUGGCAAAGGAUAACACGUACGAGUUCCCUGGCGGAUUUAUGAGUGACUCAGGCUCAGACAAAAACAAAACUCUGAAUUGUACAAAAAGACCGAUGCAUGGAACCUCAGCCGACGGAAUCGAUCCAAACAUCGUAUCGGGUCCCGACAACCCGAACGUUGCCAACGCUGAGCUGAUCGGCUACUUCGGCCACCUGUCGGUGUCUGCUGACCCUAACAUCAACGUUGAUUUGGACUACCUGGAGUUGAUCUUAAAAAGAGGUGCAGAUAUCAACACCACUGACCAGUAUGGACAAACAGUACUCCAUGAAGUUGCUAGAACGUGGGACCCUGAUGUGGCUGUGUUCCUCAUCGAGCGAGGGAGCAGCGUCAACCAGUCUGAUCAGUUUGGCAGGACACCCCUCCAUGUAGCUGCUGCUGUCGACUUCCCAGAAAUGGUCACCACGCUUCUAGAUCAUGGAGCUAACAUUGAGGAGCUAACGGUGGGUGAGAAGAAGACCCCCUUACACUACGCUGCCUGCAACGAUGCAUGUCAUAGUCUGAGGAUGUUGAUUAAGAAGGGCGCUUCCGUUCAUCCUCUGGAUUACAAGGGUAGGACGCCCCUCCAGGCAGCCGCAGAGCUAGAUCGCAGUGAGACGGCUGCACUGCUCCUUGAGUUAGGAGGCAAGGCAUCCGACAAGGAUUAUUCAGGGCACACUGUUCUCCUCCUCAUGGUCACUAAGAUGCCGGCAGUGGCGAUGGUCGGUCUGAAUCAGCUGUACCAGUGUGAUCGUCAGAACAGGAAGCAGCACUACAACCUUCAUCACCUGGAGCCUCCACCGGAUAAAGAGAACAGUAAUGGCGUAGAGAUCAGGACAGUGCUCCAAACUAUUGUGGACUACAACCAGCUGGACGUGAUCAUGCAUCCGGUCAUCAGGAGACUGGUUGAGGUCAAGUGGCAACAAUUUGGACGGAUGGGUGCAUACAGGCAGCUGCUCUUUAACCUCCUCUUCAUCCUCAUGUGGACCGUCCUAGCCCUGAGUCUGGAGAGUCCAUUUAACCUCGAAUUCCCCCAAGACAUCUGGAGAUUAGCAUUGGAGGUGUGCGGAAGUCUCCUUACUAUAUUCCAAAUCAUCGUAGAACUCAAAGAUUACUUUAGUUCAAAGUCCGCAUUCCUGAAAUGGAAGAAAUGGAAAAUAAACGACAUUAAGAACGACUUCCAAUACUGCCAUCCAAGAUGGCCACAGGAGAGACAUUACCUGGAGCAGCAGAUCAAUGAUAUCGAGCACAAAGACCCUUCAUACUUCUCUGAAGCCUGGAAUUGGUUUGACUGGUUUGUCUACAUCUCUCUGAUCUGCAUCACCGCCUUACACGUCACCGACAUCUUUAUCGAUAACGACCUCCUGAGCCAAGCAACGCAGAAUCUCUUUGCCAUCGUCAUCAUCUUCAUCUGGAUCAGGUUGAUGAAGAGUGUUAGAGCCUUCCAACAGCUAGGUCCAUUUAUUGUGAUGCUUGGAUUGGUUUUGAAAGAUUUUGCAAUUUUCAUCUUCCUGUAUGCCAACUUCUACAUCCCGUAUGCUUGUGCCUUCUGGAUGAUCUACAGCAAUAACAAUGGAACCAUCCCCAGCAUGUCCACACCAGACUCCAUGAUGUACAGCCUCUUCAGGAUCACCCUGGUCGAUGAAUACGACUAUGAUAACAUGCGGGAGAAGAAUAUGAUCAUGACGUACAUCUUACUGGUAUCUUUCUUCCUCAUCUCGGCCGUUCUUUGCAUCAAUGUACUGAUUGCACAACUGUCUAAUACAUUCCAGAGGGUCUAUGACAAUGCUACAGCCAUUGCCCUUAUGCAGCAGACCAAGAUCACCCUAGGAAUUGAGGACAAUUUGUUUAAGGGGACGAGGAAGAAAUAUUGGAAACAUAUCGAAGAGAAUUGCAGCCCCCUCAGCCUCUUCUACGAUGACGAUGUCGUAAAGGAACAAUGUGAUGACCUCAGAAAGAUGACCUUUCACAUUCAGGAUGCACUGUUGGAUCUCGAUGAGUUUGUUCGAGAUCAGCAUUCCCCGGGACAGCGGGACGACCUGGCAAAGCUGAAAAGAAAGAUGGACGUUCUUGAGGCUAACCAGAGGAAAGUCUCAGAGAAAACGAAUGCAGACAUGAAAACCAUCCAGGCCUUGCUCAUGACUGUGCUUGAAGAGAUGGGCAAAGGAGGAGGAGUAGGAGGUGGAGAAAGAAGAGAUGAAGAUGGUGGUGGUAGGAGAGGAGGAAGGGAUGAUGAUGAUCGCGGGCAAGGAGGACACUCCGGGCGAAAGAGUAGAAGAGAUGAUGAUCCCGAUGAUGAAAGUAGUGAUCGGGAUCGGAGAGGCAGUCGCGGAAGAAGCAGAUCUUCCCGUCGCGACAGGAGAGAUGACGAUUACGAUGACCACGGAAGAGGGAGACAAAGUCGGUCUGGUCGUGGAACCAAUCAAGGAAGAGGGGGCAGAGAUAAUGGGGUUGGUCGUAGUCAUGGACGAAGUGAUGAUGAUGAAGAUUAUAACAAUCAAAGUAGAAAACAAGGACAAUCCGAUGGACGAUCACUGAGUCAACAAACCAGAAGAAACGGUGAUUACCAUGACGACGGCAAUCAGGGCCGACAAGGAGACCGUUCACGAAGUAGAUCUUUCCACCGUGAGAGGAGAGACGACGGAGAUGACUACAAUGGAAGAACAGAUAGGAAUGACGAUAGAAGAGGAAGAGAAAGAGGUGGAAGAAGAAGUCGUAAUGACACCAAUGACGCAAUGGCACGGAAGGAACCUAGAAACCAUUCUAUAAGCCCGUCUCGGAGACCAGAGGGUGAAGAUGACAGCGAGCCACUGUCUCCAAGGUACUUCAGACGUCGAUCAACUCUAAUGUCUGGCUCCCUCUUUCAUCUACCAGCCUUAGCGGAAGAUAUCAGAACUGAGAGAAGAGAGAGUGUGCCUCCCUCAUCAAGAUUCUUCAGGCGACGCUCAACUCUAAUGUCAGGAUCUCUCUUUCAUCCCCAAGCUGAAGAGCUUGAACAAAGUUCUGAGAGGAAGCCAUAUGAUCAACAACGAAGAAUGCAAACGAUCGAGGCGGAGAACAAGAAAGAACGCAAACUACGCAAGCAGCGGGAGGAAUACCUUCAACAGAAGCUAUGGAAGGAGGAUGCUAACAGGCAAGGUCAGAGGUCACUCAGGGACGACUAUCUGGACGAGGAGGAGAAACGUCUAGAAGACUUGGCGGAGCUGAUCAAAAUGAGAAGCACACCAAAAAAGUAAUUCUUGCCCCAACAUUGCAACUUCGACCACAUUCUUCUAGCUGACUGAGCAAUGACUCCUGGAUGAUACUAUUACCCUUCAAAUCUUACAGCAGGGGUGUUUUAACAAGUUGACUACUGAAUAUUCUAGUCCCUAUAGGCUAAUAAUAGAGGGAUCACUCAUUUCCAUUAGACAAUGGGUUGAGUUUUCAGGUGGGCCAGACAUAUAUUGAAUUGGCAAGUCCAAGCUGAAUAUUGUGUCCUAUACGUUACCCAACACAUCUAUGGUUUUAGGUUUCUAAUAGUUCAUGUAUAUCUGAUCAUUGUAAUAGCACUUCUUAGAACUUAAUAUACAACCAUGAUGGCAUUGAUCUCUAAAUCCAACUAGGUGCUCAAGAUUAAAGGAAGAAAUUAAAGCAAUCAAAUAGAAAAUUAUGAAAGGUAAAUUGUGCUACAUUUUACAUUUACAGGCAAUUUGCACCAAAGUAUUAUAAGUAAUAAUGAUGUUCAAGUAUUUCAGACUACCUGCUGUCAGCAAUCAAUCAGAAAUAGAAAUGUGUUUUUAUUUAGAGUGUAAAAGAGUUCAUCAUGUUUCUUGUAAAAUGUUUAUCCAGCAGGAUUUUUUUUUUUUUUACUGUUUUGCUAGUACACCUCUA
This is a messenger RNA of Strongylocentrotus purpuratus (purple sea urchin), 4265 nucleotides long. RefSeq lists its product as uncharacterized. Bases 230 to 3631 code for a protein of 1133 amino acids. Gene Ontology annotation, biological process: calcium ion import across plasma membrane. Gene Ontology annotation, cellular component: membrane. Gene Ontology annotation, molecular function: protein binding; calcium channel activity. The transcript has 22 exons. Lineage: Eukaryota; Metazoa; Echinodermata; Echinoidea; Camarodonta; Strongylocentrotidae. The record is from RefSeq and is a predicted model, not a curated record.